AUGGCGGAGGAGGCGUUUGUCAUAACAGAUCAGGAAAGACUUGAUCGCCUGAAUAAUGAAGCCAGAGCGAAGAGAAACAGAGAUAUAUCUUUUUCUCCAGACAUUUCUCAGCCCUUCAAUAACUUUGUGAAAAAAAUUUUCGGAACUGAGAAGCCUUACGAGGGUGGACAUGGAUUCCCUUUGACUUACUCAUCUGGAGGGAACUUUCUCCACCGCCCUCUCCUAGAUAUUCCUGCCUUACAGAUGGGCACAUCAUGGUUCACGAUGCAGAAUGUUUUUAAUUCAAGAUUUUGCCAAAUCAUGGAGCGUGACUUCUUUCGAGUUGGCCUUCAAAAUACAGACAAACAUUGCAAAAUAUACUGGGAAGAUUUGCUUGAAUGUCAGCAUCAUGAUAAAGCUUGUGAACCGCUUCUGAUUGUAGCCAAUAGGUCGUGAGUUCAAAUCCCAUAAGCGGGGCCGUGGAUGUGCACUGCUGAAUAGUCCCAUACAAGGACCAAACGAUCGCCCAGUGCUUCCAGGCUUCCAUGGCGGUUUAACUUUAAUUUACUCGUAAAUUCAACUAUUAAAUUACUUAAAUCUCCACAAAACCCCCUUCUGAUAAUUAUUUUUUAUUUACAAAAAUACACUAAUAAAACUGACAUUUCAGGAGGAACAUUAUUUUAGAAGAGAAGUAGAAAUUACAGUAUUUAGUUUAGAAAAUAUAAAUUCUAUUCUUAUUACCUCGACAUUAUCUCACUGAUUAUAAAAUCAAAACAAGUACACAUUCAACCAACUUACCAAUAAAUUAUUUUGUUCAAAUUAAAUUUUCUUUUCUAAAUUUCAACUAUAAAUUUAUAAAAACAUUAGAAUACUUCAAAAGAUUUUCUACAUCAAUUAGUUCACUUACAAUUAAUGAUCACAUGUGUUUAACUGAACAGUAAAAAUAAGAAAAGUUGUAAAACGUGAAUUAAACCAGUGGGGUUCAACCUGGUUAGUUUUGAGAUGGUAACUUACUGAUGACGAUGGUGGAUGUGUCAGUCAAUUUCAUGGAAUAGUUGAAGUUAGACAUCAACACUAUUGGAUGCCGGCUAAGUGAUCGAGUGGUUAGGCGCUCGCGCGCGAGACUGGUAGGUCCUGGGUUUGAAUCCCGUGAGGUGGGGUCGUGGAUGCGCGUUGCUGAGGAGUUUCACAAUAGGACGAAACGACAGUCCAGUGCUCCCAGGUUUUCCAUGGUGGUCUAGCUUCAAUUGACUCAUGAUCUCAACUAUUGAAAUUAGACAUUUAUAAAUAUUUUAAUAAAAUAUACAACUGUUUUAAUUUUAUAUUUUUGAUCUUAGAUAUAGAAG
Messenger RNA from Schistosoma spindalis, 1325 nucleotides. NCBI's taxonomy places the organism in Eukaryota, Metazoa, Platyhelminthes, Trematoda, Strigeidida, Schistosomatidae. The record is from the annotation of a GenBank genome assembly.